This is a messenger RNA of Uranotaenia lowii, 1347 nucleotides long. RefSeq lists its product as uncharacterized. Gene Ontology annotation, molecular function: zinc ion binding; nucleic acid binding. Bases 1 to 1347 code for a protein of 448 amino acids. The transcript has a single exon. The record is from RefSeq and is a predicted model, not a curated record. NCBI's taxonomy places the organism in Eukaryota, Metazoa, Arthropoda, Insecta, Diptera, Culicidae.
AUGGCUACGGGCGCCUCGCAGGUGCCAUCCUGGAUGUCCGAUCAAGUAUUUCCUACGCUGUCCCGUGACCGGCCUCUAUCUUCAGAACCUAGGUUUCUAAGGAUCAAACCUACCGAUGGAUCUUCGCUGAAAGACGUGUCGCCUUUUCUGCUUACUAAAACGAUUGAAUCAUGUGCUGGAAAAAUGUUGCAAGCAUGGAUGAAUAACCGUGUUGGAGAAUUUUGUGUUCAAGUACAAAAUAGAACAUGUGAGAACAAACUUUUGAAGCUGACACGAGUGGAUACUGGAUCAUCCAACAUUCCAGUUCAAGUCAAAUCGUAUGAUAACCUGAAUCAGUCCAAAAUCGUAAUUUCAUGUCAACAACUGAUCGACUCAGAUGAAGAGGAAAUUCUUCAAGAAUUGAAGGAUCAAAAUGUGGUUGCGGUUUAUCGGAUAAAGAGGAAGGAGAAGGAAAACCUUGUGAACACUCCUGCUUUAGUUCUAACAGUAGACUCUAAAUGUCCCCCAGAGUAUAUAAAGCUAGGAUGGAUGAAAUGUAGAACGAGAAAAUAUUAUCCCAGACCUACAAGAUGUUUUACGUGUCUCCAAUUCGGUCACAUCUCUGCUGAAUGUAAAGCCGACAAGAUUUGCCAGAACUGUGCUGGACCGUUUCACGAAAAAUGUAAUCGACCUGCGAAAUGUGCUUGCUGUCAAGAAGAUCACCCAACGCUAAGCAACGAGUGCUCAAAAAUGAAAGAAGAACAACUAAUCGUUAAAGUAAAAGUUGAUCGAAUCAUAUCGUUCUUGGAAGCGCGUCGAAUUACGAAAGAACAGCAGAAGCAACCUGAAACAUAUGCUACAGCUACUAAAAAUAAUGACAACUCCAACUAUCUUAUGUUGCUCAAACGAAUGGAAAGAUUAGAGCAUAUUGUAUCGGAACAGUCACGACUGCUGGAAGAAAAGGACAGAAUAAUAGAAGAUCAGAAAACUACUAUAAAGAAUUUGAAAGAAGAACUCCAAAAAUUGAACACACCUACAACGACCAGAAGUCCAACUGAUGAUGCUUCAUCGAUCAACAUGAAACGGAAAGCUAUCUCAACAACAUCGGAUGAAAAACAGAACUUGUUAAAGAACAAGAAAAUUACAUCACAAGAAGAACUUGUCUACAUCCCUGAAACCGCUACAUCCGGGGAGAGUGUAUCUGACGACACUGCAGAGAUGUCCGAAGAUUUCCUGAGCGAAGAUGACCCGUUCGAGAAUGAUUUAUUUAAGGAAUCACCACCUAAAGGCAACGAAGUAGCUGUGCAUCAAAAGGCCUACCGAACAUUGGAAUCCGACGGACCGCAGGGGUCUACAAAUUCGACGUAA